Molecule: messenger RNA, 807 nt
Organism: Heterostelium album PN500
Lineage: Eukaryota; Evosea; Eumycetozoa; Acytosteliales; Acytosteliaceae
Product: PQ-loop repeat-containing protein
Exons: 2
Coding region: 1-807 (268 amino acids)
Source: RefSeq, a predicted model, not a curated record
AUGGAUAGUCCAGUGGCAGCAAAUAUAUUUGGUAUUGUUGGUGUAAUACUUUGGAGUGUGCAGCUGCUUCCUCAGAUCAGAUGGAAUUAUGUUAGAAAGAGUACAGAGGGUGUUUCUAUUGUUUGUUUCACCUCUUGGUAUCUAGGUGGUCUAGUUUUGGCACCUUACUUGGUGGCAACAGAUAAAGCUCCACCCUUAGUAGUUCAAAUAGUAGUGUUCUCUUUAUUAGUAUUAGUUAUCCUAUUUCAACAUUUCUAUUAUGAUAGAAAAAAAGAUUUAAAAAUGUUAAUGGCAGUAUUGUUUUUUAUUAUUGGUGCCUCAGUUGGAAUUACCUAUGGUCUCUAUAGGCUGAUGAAAGGUUACAAAGAAGAAGAAUUUAAGAUUUCCGUUGUUAUUACAGUGUUGUCUGCUAUUUUUAUGGCGGGUGGAUUCAUUCCAGCGGUCUAUGAGAUCGUGAGAGCACAGUCUGCCGAAGGUCUCAGUAGAAUUUUUGUUGCAAUGGACUUUUUGGGUGGAAGUUCAUCGAUUUUGUCUUUGGUUUUCAUUGUACCUUUCGACUACCUGGCCUCUGUUAGUUAUGCCAUCGUGCCAUGUUUCGAAGGAACCAUCUUCAUCAUGAGUUUCUACUAUGGAACUCAAGUGAAGACUGCCAAUAUCCAAUAUGAUACCGAUCACGUAUUCAAUAGAAAUAGAUCUAGAUCCGCAAGAACCAGAUCUGACAUUGAAAUAGGUAGUUCGAAAAUGGAAAAACUUAAAGAAAAAGAAACUACAACAACAACGACAACAGUUACCUUAUCACAACCAUAA